CUUCGACAGGUGCGAAACGACAUCGCUCACAUAAACGAGGUUGAACUUACUGAUGCUGAAUUCAUAAAUUAUGUAGCAAGAGUGAUAGCUGCAUUUUCAUCUUUGAAACUCUCAACUGAUGAAAUCGACGAUGUCAAAAACCAGAGCAGCUUUCCGACAGCAGAAGUAAAUGGCUUAAAGAUACAGGCUGCUGGACUUAAAGCUGAUUUAGAAGCAAAAGAUGAAGAAGUCAAAAAUCUAAACUCCGAAUUACACAGCAAGCAGGAAGAAGUAGAAACACUCACUCAGGAAAUCAGUUCCAAAGUCGAGUCUUUCUGUAGUCUUACAUUCAAGCCAUCGCACCAAAUCAUCAGACGUUCCUACGAUGUCACAAGAAUCAAGAACAAGCUGGAGGAACUUUAUAAUGAAAGCAAAGGGGCCAUCAGCACCAUUUAUUUAUCAGGAAUUCCGGGCUGUGGCAAAAGUCAAAUCGCUCGUCAAGUUGGACAAGAAGUCUAUGACAAAAGUGUACGAGAAGAUGAAGGUCUAACUUUUGUUUCAACUCUGAAUGCAGAAACCCUUGACUCACUUGCCGACUCCUAUUUCAAUCUAGCUAAACAACUGGGAGUUACGGAAUACACUCUGACCAACCUAGCAACCUCCACGAAGGUCGACUCAAGUGAAAAAAUUCAACAUUUGAUGCGUUUUAUUUCUCCAAAGGUGAAACAAUUUUCUGCCUGGCUGAUUAUUGUGGAUAAUGUUGUUGACCUAUCCGAAGUUCGUAGUUAUCUGCCUCCAACAGCCAGUGAAGAGUGGGGUCAUGGUCAAAUGAUAGUAACUACUCAAGAUACUCAGUCAAUACCUUUCAAUUCCCCUCAGACUCAUCAUGAGUCUCUCAGUGAAGGAAUGCACCCAGAUGAUGCAGUAGACCUUUUAAGAGAAGUGUCCCAAAUUUCGAAUCAACAACAAGCUGAGGAGGUUGCUGAAGUUCUCGAGUAUCAGCCACUUGCCUUGGCAGCUGCUGCAGUCUACGUGCAAACAAUUGUCACCUGUGGUACCCCAAAUUACGGUUGGACAAAAUACCUGGAAACAUUGAAUAGCGAGGAACGCGAAGCCAGAGAAGACCUUUUUGCGAAAAAAAACCGCGCAUAUCCCAAAACAACGGCGACUGCAAUCAGAAUAGCAAUAACUCGAGCUUUGGAAAGCGACAAAGUUCUUUGUGAAGUAUUUUGUUUGUUUUCGAUGUGCACAUCUGAUUCUCUACCUAUUGAGGCUGCAGUUGACUUUGUUAAAUUUCGUAACAAACAGCAAAAAGAAGAAUUUAUCAGAGCUAAAAUUCUGGAAUCCACCAUGAUAACUUGCUUGUAUGAUGUUGACGGCACACCCACUUACUUAAGAGUACAUAACGUUGUUCAUCAAGUGGUUAAGUCCACUGUAACAUCAGUCCUGAACCGCACACAUAAAGCUGAGUACUUUUCUGUCGCUGUUCAGACUUUCAGUUCAUUAAUUGAAGACAACAAGAAGCUACUACUUGCAAGUGAGAGUACGUGCAUAAAGUUAAGACUAACUACCAGUCAUUGUAAAGGGUUAUAUCAACAUUUCAAGACCAAUUUUACCGACACAGAUUUAACAAAUAAUGAAUUAUCCCCUCCAUAGCUCCUAGAAAUUUAGUAUCCUGGCUUUCCUCAACUGCUGAAGUCAGUUGCGAGUUGAGUAAUAUAUCUGACGCUCACCUAUUUUGCACAUUAUGCUCUGAUUUUGUAAAUUAUCUUGAUGACGAGCUAAGAGAUAAGCUGGAAAAGGCGAAUUAUUUUCGAGUGCAAGGCCUCGUUUCCAAGGAUCUUGACCAGAAUAAUCAGGCUAAAGAAUACUUUGAGAAGUCUCUUGCCAUUAAAAAAGAGAUUUAUGGUGAACACCAUGGUGACGUAGCGAGAAGUUACAACAACCUGGGACUUGUUUACAGUGACCUUGAUCAGUACAAUCAGGCUAAAGAAUACCAUGAGAAGUCUCUUGCCAUUACAAAAGAGAUUUAUGGUGAACACCAUGGUGACGUAGCGGCAAGUUACAACAACCUGGGAACUGUUUACCGUGCCCUUGGUCAGUACAAUCAGGCUAAAGAAUACCAUGAGAAGUCUCUUGCCAUUAGAAAAGAGAUUUAUGGUGAACACCAUGGUGACGUAGCGGCAAGUUACAACAACCUGGGAAAUGUUUACAGUGCCCUUGGUCAGUACAAUCAGGCUAAAGAAUACCAUGAGAAGUCUCUUGCCAUUAAAAAAGAGAUUUAUGGUGAACACCAUGGUGACGUAGCGGCAAGUUACAACAACCUGGGAAAUGUUUACAGUGCCCUUGGUCAGUACAAUCAGGCUAAAGAAUACCAUGAGAAGUCUCUUGCCAUUAAAAAAGAGAUUUAGGGUGAACACCAUGGUGACGUAGCGACAAGUUACAACAACCUAGGAAAUGUUUACAAUGCCCUUGGUCAGUACAAUCAGGCUAAAGAAUACCAUGAGAAGUCUCUUGCCAUUAGAAAAGAGAUUUAUGGUGAACACCAUGGUGACGUAGCGGCAAGUUACAACAGCCUGGGACUUGUUUGCCGUGCCCGUGGUCAGUACAAUCAGGCUAAAGAAUACCAUGAGAAGUCUCUUGCCAUUACAAAAGAGAUUUAUGGUGAACACCAUGGUGACGUAGCGCGCAGUUACAACGACCUGGGAACUGUUUACAGUGACCUUGGUCAAUACAAUCAGGCUAAAGAAUACCAUGCGAAGUCUCUUGCCAUUAGAAAAGAGAUUUAUGGUGAACACCAUGGUGACGUAGCGACAAGUUACAACAAUCUGGGACUUGUUUACAGUGCCCUUGGUCAGUACAAUCAGGCUAAAGAAUACCAUGAGAAGUCUCUUGCCAUUAAAAAAGAGAUUUAUGGUGAACACCAUGGUGAUGUAGCGGCAAGUUACAACAACCUGGGAAAUGUUUACCGUGCCCUUGGUCAGUACAAUCAGGCUAAAGAAUACCAUGAGAAGUCUCUUGCCAUUAAAAAAGAGAUUUAUGGUGAACACCAUGGUGACGUAGCGACAAGUUACAACAACCUGGGAGCUGUUUACAGUGACCUUGGUCAGUACAAUCAGGCUAAAGAAUACCAUGAGAAGUCUCUUGCCAUUACAAAAGAGAUUUACGGUGAACACCAUGGUGACGUAGCGACAAGUUACAACAAUCUGGGACUUGUUUACAGUGCCCUUGGUCAGUACAAUCAGGCUAAAGAAUACCAUGAGAAGUCUCUUGCCAUUAAAAAAGAGAUUUAUGGUGAACACCAUGGUGAUGUAGUGGCAAGUUACAACAACCUGGGAAAUGUUUACCGUGCCCUUGGUCAGUACAAUCGGGCUAAAGAAUACCAUGAGAAGUCUCUUGCCAUUAAAAAAGAGAUUUAUGGUGAACACCAUGGUGACGUAGCGACAAGUUACAACAACCUGGGAGCUGUUUACAGUGACCUUGGUCAGUACAAUCAGGCUAAAGAAUACCAUGAGAAGUCUCUUGCCAUUAAAAAAGAGAUUUAUGGUGAACACCAUGGUGACGUAGCGGUGAGUUACAACAACCUGGGACUUGUUUACAGUGACCUUGGUCAGUACAAUCAGGCUAAAGAAUACCAUGAGAAGUCUCUUGCCAUUAGAAAAGAGAUUUAUGGUGAACACCAUGGUGACGUAGCGACAAGUUACAACAACCUGGGAACUGUUUACAGUGACCUUGGUCAGUACAAUCAGGCUAAAAAAUACCAUGAGAAGUCUCUUGCCAUUAGAAAAGAGAUUUAUUGUGAACACCAUGGUGACGUAGCGCAAAGUUACAACAACCUGGGACUU
Messenger RNA from Porites lobata, 3824 nucleotides. NCBI's taxonomy places the organism in Eukaryota, Metazoa, Cnidaria, Anthozoa, Scleractinia, Poritidae. The record is from the annotation of a GenBank genome assembly.